Echinops telfairi (small Madagascar hedgehog) is the source of this 1497-nucleotide messenger RNA. RefSeq names its product GDP-mannose pyrophosphorylase B (gene GMPPB). Lineage: Eukaryota; Metazoa; Chordata; Mammalia; Afrosoricida; Tenrecidae. The record is from RefSeq and is a predicted model, not a curated record. Bases 90 to 1256 code for a protein of 388 amino acids. The transcript is spliced from 9 exons. Gene Ontology annotation, cellular component: cytoplasm. Gene Ontology annotation, molecular function: GTP binding; mannose-1-phosphate guanylyltransferase (GTP) activity. Gene Ontology annotation, biological process: GDP-mannose biosynthetic process; cell wall mannoprotein biosynthetic process.
CCCCGUCCCGCGUCUCGUCUAGGUUAGCGGGGGCCCUGGAUCCCGCGCAGGGCCGACCGGGCAGACGCAGCGGAGCCGGAGCCGGCGCGAUGAAGGCACUCAUCUUGGUGGGAGGAUAUGGGACGCGGCUGCGUCCCCUGACACUGAGCACCCCGAAACCACUGGUGGACUUCUGCAACAAGCCCAUCUUGCUGCACCAAGUGGAGGCACUGGCUGCGGCAGGUGUGGAUCACGUGAUCCUGGCCGUGAGCUACAUGUCUCAGGUCUUGGAGAAGGAAAUGAAGGCGCAAGAGCAGAAGUUAGGAAUCCGCAUUUCCAUGUCCCACGAAGAGGAGCCUUUGGGGACAGCUGGUCCUCUGGCACUGGCUCGUGAUUUGCUGUCCGAGACCGAAGACCCUUUCUUCGUCCUCAACAGUGAUGUGAUCUGUGAUUUCCCCUUCCAAGCCAUGGUGCAGUUCCAUCGGCACCACGGCCAGGAGGGCUCCAUCGUGGUGACCAAGGUGGAGGAGCCCUCCAAGUACGGCGUGGUGGUGUGUGAGGCCGACACGGGCCGCAUCCACCGCUUCGUGGAGAAGCCGCAGGUGUUUGUGUCUAACAAGAUCAACGCGGGCAUGUACAUUUUGAGCCCUGCAGUGCUGCGGCGCAUCCAGCUGCAGCCCACGUCCAUUGAGAAGGAGGUCUUCCCCAUCAUGGCCACAGAGGGGCAGCUCUAUGCCAUGGAACUGCAGGGCUUCUGGAUGGACAUUGGGCAGCCCAAGGAUUUCCUCACUGGCAUGUGCCUCUUCCUGCAGUCACUGCGACAGAAGCAGCCUGAGCGACUUUGCUUGGGCCCUGGUAUUGUUGGCAACGUGUUGGUGGACCCAAGUGCCCGCAUUGGCCAGAACUGCAGCAUUGGCCCUAACGUGAGCCUGGGCCCUGGCGUGGUGGUGGAGGACGGAGUGUGUAUCCGGAGGUGCACGGUGCUGCGGGACGCCCACAUCCGCUCCCACUCUUGGCUUGAGUCCUGCAUUGUGGGCUGGCGCUGCCGUGUGGGCCAGUGGGUGAGCCAGGAGCUGGGCCAGGUGGGCAGGGAGGUAGGGCAUGCACAAGCCCCACUGACAGACAGUCUGUGCCUCCCCCUCCAGGUGCGAAUGGAGAAUGUGACGGUGCUCGGGGAGGACGUCAUCGUUCACGAUGAGCUCUACCUCAAUGGGGCCAGCGUGCUGCCCCACAAGUCUAUUGGCGAGUCAGUGCCAGAGCCUCGCAUCAUCAUGUGAGGGUGUGCUGUGGGGCUGGUGGAGCCCCCCUUGCCCAUCAGCCAGGGGACCACUGGCUCUGCACAGAAGUGCCCUGGACUCGCUGCCACGUGCCUGGGGUGGACUGGAUGGUGAACACCUGCCUCCUCAUGUGGGUGCUGCCUCCUCACCUGGCAGGCUCCCCACUGGGCAAACCCCACAUCCCCCACUCAAGAAGCCCGGGGCAAGGGCUGUAUGGAAUAAUAAUUUAAUGCUCACUGUG